AUGAGACAGAACAGCACAUGGAAGCAGAUCAAAUAGCAAAAGAGUAAGACUAAGAUUCGCUCUCUGAAAAAUUCCUUCCCAGCUUGCAAUGAUUGUGAGCUAAACUUUCCAACUAUCAAUCAUUUCGCCAGAUGCAAGUGCAAGAACAUUUAGUUAUGUUUCAACUGCACAAGAAAUCACUAAGGUGACACUAAUCAAUAUGAUGAGUUAAGAUGUCUGAGAUGUGGAGAGCUUGUCUACCUCUAUUAGUAUCCAGAAAGAUUUGGAGACUAAAAUCUCAACUCAAUUGGCAAAAAAACUUGCUCAAGAAAAAUUCAGAGAUGUCCAAUCAAGGUUUAGCAUAUAAAGCCAAGUGACAACAGAAGAAUAGAGUAGUUGCUUACUUAUAGAAUAGUACAAGAAAACUUACUCUAUGUGAUCGGCAUUCCACAGAAGUAUGCUAAUGAGAAUCUCUUGAUGAGCGACCGGUUCUUUGGUCUGUAUGGGAAAGUUCAAAGACUAAGGAUUAACUAUUAGCCAAAGGACUGCUAUGAAGGACAAUGUGCCGUCUAUGUUUGGUAUGAGCACCCAGUAUAGUGUCUUGUUGGCAUGAAGUUGGGUUCAAGGUCUGUUUUGAAAUGUUCAUUUGGAACAUCAAAGUACUGCUCGAAUUAUUUGAGAGACUGCUAUUGCGAUGCUUAUGAAAGAGACCCCAAGUCAUGCCCAUUUUUGCAUUACCUUGAGAGAAGAAGAGACAAGGUUAUUGAAAAUGAUCCUGAAUUCAGGGAUUACUUGAAUUUUCAAGACAAUAUAGUAGAUUAGUUCAUUAGAUUGCUUAAUAUUGAAGACGCAGAUAUCUAAAAUCAGUCAGCUCAGGAAAUCUCAAAUAAGUAUCUUUCAAAGAUUAAAUUAAAUUUUACUAGAAUUUAUGAUAAUAGAUUACCAGAUCCUAUAGAUUUUCUUGGCCCAAAGUCACUACCUGCUGUAGAUCUUGAUUUCCAAAAGUUGCCUGAUAGCUUUGAAAGAGUUUUGUACCUUGACAUUAGACCUGAUGAUCACUCACUCAACUAUACCAGACUCUACUACUAUCAUGAGGAUAUCUUAGUUGAUUAAGAUACUUAUAGUGAGAGAAGCUAUCAGCAAAUGAAUGAAAACCAUUAGAGUCACAAAUUAGUGCUUUCAGAUGAUGACGAUCCAAAAGGAGAUGCUUGUAAGCCUUAAUCUUCAAGCCCUAUGAAUCUAGAGAAGGAGUAUAGCCUGCUUCAUCGUUUCACUGAGGAUGACGAGAAAGAGAACCAUCAAAGAUACUUCAACUCAUUACUAUCCCAUCCUUCAUCUACGAGGUCCAGGCAAAAUCAUCAGUCUCACUAGCAGAGGCAUUCCAAUAAUAUGAAAAUGUUUUCUAAGUUCAAUCAAAGUCCAAAGUCACCAUCAAUGUCUCAUCGCCACAUUGAGAAAUAAUAGUCUAAAAUCUUCAAUCAGAUUGUUUAGUCUAAAUUCCCUAGUCAGAGUCCGCUUUAGUAGAAGCAAGUGAAAUUGAAUUCUGAGAAAGCAAAUAAUGCUAAUGAUAAUGCAUUUGUGUCUAAUUAGCCAUAGAGUACAAUCUUGAACUAGAGUCAUUAGACAGUCUAGCAGUCUCAGAAUUAAUAGUUAGCUCACUUUAAAUAGAUGCAACUAAUGCAAUAGUAGUAAAUUUAAAUGGCUUAGCAGCAGGCUAAUGCUUUUUACCAAGUGUAGCAGAUUCCCCAGAGCUAAUAAAUGUCUAACAUAAGAUAGCCACUCCAUCCCAUUUCCUAUCAAAAUUUAGUUAAUGUUCCUUCCUAUAUCAAUCAGUAAACGCCAGUAUCUCCUGCUUAAAUUAUGUAAAGCUCUCCUAAAUAUGAAAUGACAAAUCCAUCUAUCCACUACUAUAAUUCUCAAAUGGAGAACCAAAUGAACUAUCAUAUACUAUACAAUGGUUAGCUCUACUCAAACUCACCAUAAAUGUUUUAAUAGAAUAACUAACCCAUUGACAUGAAGGUAAAUUCUCAAUCAUUUGUACCUCGGAAAUUCAAGAACAAUGAAGCCACUUGUCAGCAAUAGAAUUCCUCCAAUAAUACUUAAAUAUAAACUAAUGCACCAAAGGAGUCAGUAUUAAAUCCAGAGAAUAUAAAAACUUUGAAUGUUGGCUCAAAGGCUCAAAUCAUGAAGCCAAUUUAGAAACAACCUGUGUCUCAACUAAAUUCACAGAAGAUUAAACAGAUGAGCCUUUAAAAUGAGGAAUCAUUAGAUGAGUAUGAGAUUUAGUCAGAGAUUGUUGCAAAUUAAAUGGUAGAAUUUGUUUUGGAUGAAAAUAGAGAGCAACUUUUCUACACCUCAGUACCAUAAGUUGUACAUUUCCAAUUAGAUUAGGGAUCAAUUUACUUCAACACAUAUUUGAACAGUUUAAAGUAAGAAACUGCUACUGCUCAGUUAAUUCCUCAGAAGUAGUAGCUUUACAAGGACAUUACCUCAAUGAACUAAACACUUUUUAAUAGAACAUCAGUUUUUAAUAACAGCAUCUUUUGA
Messenger RNA from Stylonychia lemnae, 2526 nucleotides. The record is from the annotation of a GenBank genome assembly. Lineage: Eukaryota; Ciliophora; Spirotrichea; Sporadotrichida; Oxytrichidae.